CCGCCCAGCUUCCUCCUCCUGUUGGCGGCGGCGAGAAUCCAACAUGGAGUAAAGGCAGCGAUGGGGCUCGGACGGGGCCGCCGGCUGCUGGUGCCGUGGAGGAGGCGCCCGGGCGCACCGGACGACAAGGCGCCCACGCCGCGCUGCCUCCCCGCGCGCUGAGCCCGCCUGCCCCGACCAGGCCUUCGAGGGGGGGGGCGGGCCACCGGCCCCCCGCCUGCCUGCCUGCCUUCUCCAUCCCUGCCCCCCAGGCGGCCUUCCCCGCCGCCCGUCCCGUCCUCUCCCCGCUCUUCUCUCGCGCGCUCCCCGCAUCUCUCCCGGCGAUGUGAAGCCCCGGGAAGAUGAGGAAGAGGCGCGCAGCCCCCCAGGCGGCUGGCGGAGGGGGAUGAGCUCCGACGGGGAGAAGAUGACCGAAGAAGCCCACCCCGACGAAUCUCAGACCAACCCUCCAAUAAAUAGAGAGAAGAGUUUUUGCUGGUCCACAUCUUCCACUUCCACUUCCAGAAACAUGACCAAGGCAAUACCAGAGGUGUGUCUAUUAGAGGACCUGUCUUCCUCCGGGCAUCUAAGCUUUAUAUAUUCUAGAAGAGUGACAGCUAUAUUGUGAGAGUCAAAGCUGUGGUUAUGACCCGAGAUGACUCAAGUGGAGGAUGGUUGCCGCAAGAAGGAGGCGGUCUCAGUAGAGUUGGUGUCUGCAAGGUCAUGUGCUCAGAGGGCAAUGGAAGAAGUGGGUUUCUGAUCCACGGAGAAAGGCAAAAAGACAAGCUGGUGGUAUUGGAAUGCUAUGUGAAGAAGGACUUGGUCUACACUAAAGCAAACCCUACAUUUCAUCACUGGAAGGUCGACAACAGAAAGUUUGGGCUCACUUUUCUAAGCCCCGCUGAUGCGCGAGCAUUUGAUAGAGGUGUGAGAAAAGCCAUUGAAGAUCUCAUGGAAGGAUCUACAACUUCGUCCUCAACAAUCCACAAUGAGACUGAAGUUGGAGAUGACGAUGUCUUUACAAAUGCUACAGACAGCUCCUCUAAUUCUUCUCAGAAGAGGGAGCAGCCUUUGCGAACACCGGCGUCUCCUCCAUCCUGUGAGCACCACAGAAUUUGCACCCGGGGACAUUUGCACGACCAGUUUAACCCUGACCAGUAUCAUCUAGAACAAUCCAUCCCACGAUCCUAUCGGCACGUCAGCUUCCCGGACGACGACGAGGAGAUUGUGCGGAUUAACCCACGAGAAAAGAUCUGGGUGACAGGUUAUGAGGACUACCGCCACACCCCCAUGCGGGAGAAGUACAUUGAUGCGGACGAUGGGGACUCGUAUGUGCGAUUUGCCAAAACCGAGGCCUCCAAACACGAUUACAAUUACCCUUACGUGGGCAACUCUGACUUCGAUCUGUGCGAAGACAUCAAGGGCGCUGUGGUUAAGACUCAGCCUGCCAGGUGCAAAUCGCGGCGGCGAAAGGAGGAUGGGGAGAGGUCUAGGUGCGUCUACUGCAGGGACAUGUUCAACCACGAGGAGAACAGGCGGGGUCAGUGCCAGGAUGCUCCAGACAGAAUAAAAAGUUGCAUCCGCCAAGUCAGCUGUAUGUGGUGUGCGGACAGCAUGCUCUAUCACUGUAUGUCUGACCCAGAAGGAGACUAUACAGACCCUUGCUCUUGCGAUACCAGUGAUGACAAGUUUUGCCUCCGGUGGUUGGCCCUUAUCGCCUUGUCCUUCCUUGCCCCCUGUAUGUGCUGUUACCUGCCCCUUCGGGCUUGCUAUCACUGUGGGGUCAUGUGCAGGUGUUGCGGUGGGAAACACAAAGCAGCCGGAUGACAACACCCGAAGCUUUCCCCUUUUAGCUAAGGAGCAUCUUGGUCCGGAGCGUUCUCAAUUUUUACGUACGUCGUCACACGGCCCAAGGAGACUGACAAGAGUUCAGAAACCGGUGGGCUCGUCCCUCCUCCUCUUCCCCCUUCUUUCUCUCCCCUUCCCACUCGGCUGCUAUGCAUUGAUUGCUCACUGAGUUCUAACAGACUGAUGUGCAGCAUAAAAGACUUUUGUAUUAUUGAUCUGUAAUCAAGCAAGAAUGUCUUGUACAUGUUUAUACCUCCCCUCUCCCUUUCCCCUCAGUUGAAUGGUUGAGUGUGGUGGACUUUCAGAACUUAUUACGGCUGUAUCUGUAUUUAGCAACCUAUCGACACAUGUGGAAAUAAGGUAUAAUGAAAUCCCACUUUAAAUUGUGUUCAACUUGCAGCCAGUAAGUGUGUGUGUGUGUGUGUGUGUGUGUGUGUGUGAGAGAGAGAGAGAGAGAGAGAGAGAGUGUAUAGAAAUUGUGCUAAUAACAAAUGUGUACCAUGACACAGUAUCGCUGACAAUCUUUAUUGUGAGAAUUUUGAGUCCAUCCGUUCUUUUGACAGUUGCUUUGAAUGAUUUCUCUGAUCACCAAGUAUUCAAGCAAAAUGUGGGAAAUGAGCCUUAGUAUCACCUGUAUGACAUUUGUGAAUCUGAGAACUUGUGUUUCAGACCAAUUUUACACGUGAAAGGGAAACCCUUAAGUGUCUUCUCUCUUCUCCCCUCCCCCCACACCACCACCUUAGUCUUUCUCCUCCAAAUAACAUUGGAAAUUAUAGCUUUAGUGUUGGUAUUCUUCACAGUGGAAAUACUCCUCUAUCCUACAGUGUUUCUAUUUGAAACAAAGGGGGAAUUUCACAAGUUACUAAAUUAGCAGGUACACUCGCGUGCUUGUGGUGUACCUUGAAACAUAUGAGGGAACAUAGUUGUCUUUUAUUUUUAUGUUUAUUUUAACCAUGUCUACAGUCUUGUGUACUAAGGAUGGGUGACAAUUCUGCUCUCUCUAGAAUCCAGGAGCAUUUGGGGAAUGGAUCUGGGGCCCUGUGUUUUUCCAGCGUUUCCAAACCAACCUGGGAAUACAGGGGAGCCUCCCCAGCCGGCAGGAGCUGGUCUGUGCAAAGUGUUUUCAUUUGUGCUUUGCCUGCCUCUCCCUGCCUUGGAGGCCUUUCGGACCAGGUGAGGGUGUUUUGAAACUCCUCCUGGACCACUUCCAAGCUUUUUGGACAGAGGGAAAAACACCACCGCCUGCAUCUGAGACUGUCAGGUGCGGCUGUGGAUCCAGCACCACGACAGGCAUCCUAUCAUCACAGCAUUUGACAAUCACCUGGGCGCAGGUAAGGGCGUGGCUUCUCUUUUUCAUUAUUCAGUUUUCCUCAGAAGGCCUACAGGAAUCUGAAGGGGGGAAAAGUGAAGUUGACAAACAGUCUGGAGAAGCCUAGUAAAAGUUUUUGAGCUAAUCACUUUCACUGGGAUUCUCUAAGCCAGCUGUAGAGAAAUAUGUGUGUGUCAGUUUCAAGAAAGCUUUAACGUUGCUGCGCAUUGCAGGCUCUCUUUCUUCCACCUUUUUUUCCCCCAAGUGCAUUGGUGAAAUUGACCGAUAAAGGAUCUCCCCCCACCUGGGCAGCAAGUCUCUUCCAUCCCCCAAGCCUUUGGAUCUGCAAAGUAGGCGCGCUUGCAGUGUGGGCACGAAUAAUUCCUGGUGGAUUUAAUGCGCAGAUAGGAAGCAGAAAGUACCGAGGGGGGAAAUGUGCUAUGGUGUUACCAGGGUUUUCCAUGGUGUGGCCUGAUCUGACCCCCCAGUUCUGUCUGCUGUGCAGACUGCAGGAUCCGCCCGGGGUCAGCAGAGGGUCGUGCCUUUUUCUGCUUCCAAAUGCACUGAACCAGCAUAUUUGGGAUCUGCAGAGAACCCAGGGCAGACAUCCCUUAGGCCAGAGCUGGGUCAGUCCCAGGCACCCGGUCACCUUGGUGCCUUCAAACCAAACACUAGGAACAUUGAAGCAUUCCCCCCCAGCCCUGCCCUAAAUUAGAGGCAGGCCCUGCGGAAAUCAGUGGGUGCCCCAACAUGGAAAGGCAGUUGAUUUCGGUAGUACCUGGUGGUGCAUAAAACGUGCUUUGCAGGAUCUGUACCUUCUAACAGGCUGCUUCUUUCUUGGUUGUGAAAUGCGCACAGUAGGGUGACACGAUGCUUUUGACUUUGUGUGGGUUUGCUUUUCUUCUUCGAAGCCAUGUCUUGUGUACAAGGCUUGUAAUUAUCUGGGGAAAUAAUAAUAUUUUUCUAAUAUAUGACAUGGAAUGGCCAUUUUUUUUUAUUCAAAGGAAUAGUGUAGAGCAGUUUAGCUAUAAUAUAGCAUAGUACAAUCUGAGUAAUCCGAGGCAGCUAGAGGCACCGGCUUGUGAGAACUGGCGCUGCUGUUUCUGCCAUAAUCUUUUUUCCGCAGCCAAGUGCCGGUGAGUGCGUGCCCUUGCCCCCCCCCCUCCUUCUUGCACAUUGACAUGAGUCUUAAAGGAAGAGGAACUGAAUUUUAUUUUAUUUAUUUUAUUGCCAAAUAGAUGCAAAGAGCGACACGCUUGCCACACUCCUUGUGAAAACGGGCCACAAGGAUUCACCACAGCUUUUUGUCACAUAUGCAAUGGGUGUGUGUGGCGUAUGUUACAGUUGAAACCUGGAGCUUGAGGAGGUCUGCUUACACUCAGGCACUGACCUAAUGAUUUGAUUACGAGCUUUUCUGUUUGGUUUUUAAACUCCUGGGCACAUGGCGGCACCCAUUGAGCCAACCCAGAAACUCGUGGGCCAGGAUCCAGGGCCAUUUGGCAAAGCAAUUAUUUGCAAAAACAGACCCUGCACCCUACCCUCUUUCCACCAGACAAGCCACUGUCGUGAAACUCAGGGGACCUUCAGGAGCAGUUUCGGAAACCAAGCGGGGAGACCUUUGGGGUGGAGGUGGGGGGUCUGUGUUGAAACUUGAACAUUCCUAGGGACUUCUGCGGGCUCCUUCUUGCCUUCGCAGCAUAGAAGCGACUGGAGCACAGCCCUUUCCCCACUCACCACAAAGGCACAGCCAUAAGCUCCCACGCCAGGGGGGGUAGGGGUGGGAAUUUGUGUUGGAGCUCCUCCCCAUGCCAAUAAUUACCCUUGUUUCUGGGAGGAGCUGCAGCAUGGGCUCUUCCCAGGUGGCUUGGGACUUCCCACAUUACCUUUUCUCAAAGGCAAUGGAAAGAUGGCCCCAGGUAUCAUCAUUGACCAGAGAGAUUAAGCAUGCAUAUUUUUCUGAUGUGCUAGUCUAUUAGGCUUAUUAAGCAGGUAAAAAAAAAAAUAAUAAUCUGCAACCUGCAGUGAUACAGUCUAAAAUUCUAUAUAAUGUGGAGAUUGGCUGUGUGAUCUCUCAAGUUCAUAUUUUGGUAUUCAAGAUUUGGGAUUUGUCUGUAACAUAUAUAACGUAGGCUUCAAUGUUUUUGCAUUGGUUAGGUUUUACGUUUGUAAAUGUAAAUGGACUGCUAAAUGGCAAGGGAAGUUUUUCAUUUUCAUUUAUUUUAUUUUAUUUUGUAAACUCGUGGAAAGAAUAAAUAUUUUGUGCCUAAUAGCAAAUGACAAAUCGCUGUAAAUGGUGACUAGCAAACAUCAUGCCAGCCUCAAAAUAAAAGAAUAACAAAGUGAUGGGGACAGUAUUUUGGUUUUGCAAGUUGUUCCGCUAUUCUGAAUUUCUGUAAGGUCUCCCCCCCCCCAAAAGCACAACAC
Molecule: messenger RNA, 5560 nt
Organism: Podarcis muralis (Common wall lizard)
Lineage: Eukaryota; Metazoa; Chordata; Lepidosauria; Squamata; Lacertidae
Gene: SPRED2
Product: sprouty related EVH1 domain containing 2
Biological process (GO): negative regulation of MAPK cascade; multicellular organism development
Cellular component (GO): membrane
Molecular function (GO): protein kinase binding
Source: RefSeq, a predicted model, not a curated record